This is a messenger RNA of Penaeus chinensis, 1615 nucleotides long. RefSeq lists its product as uncharacterized. Lineage: Eukaryota; Metazoa; Arthropoda; Malacostraca; Decapoda; Penaeidae. The coding region runs from base 3 to 1361 and encodes 452 amino acids. The record is from RefSeq and is a predicted model, not a curated record. The transcript is spliced from 3 exons.
AAAUGGCGGAAGGCGGGGCCGCGCCAGACGCCAGUGAGACUCUUAAAGCCACGGACGCGAAACAAAACCGUCGCCGCUGCGAGUCACCUCCCCCUACGAUUUCAUGCUUAGAGAAUCUCGAAAAACUGUGCAGGCGGCUGAGUCUAGAGCGAGAGAAAUAUUCGGAGCAAAUGUGCACGAUUGACAGACCUUCUCCAGUUGGGAUAGAAGAUAAUAGUUACGCGUGUAGCGAAGAUAAUGAAACGUUCUCGACGUCACCCAUCUCGGAAACGGAAAAUGACAUCGCAGCCGAUAAGCCUUACGCUGUGCGAAUGCCAAGGCAGAAAGAGGACAAAGAGAACUCGGGAACUAAUAUUCACCACUUGGAUAAUAUAUUCAAGGGAGAUUUAAACCAAAACAAGCCGGUAUUUGAUCAUCCUCACGCUGACGGGACGGGAUACACCUUCAAAGAAAACGGAGGACUCGCCUCCCCCAAAGAAAAUGAAAAGACAAGGGCGAGAGGGGAUACUAAGAAAACUUUAAAGUUUCAGUAUAUCGAUUCCAAAUUGGAUGAAAUAUUCAGUUCUGUCGAAGAUGAAGUUUCCCACACCACAUAUUCAAAUCUUGUAAAUCAAAUGGUGAAAGGCCAAGCAAAAAUUCAAAUGCGAAGUCACGAUGAUACAUUGUAUGCAAGUGGAAAACAAGUCCAGAAGCAGUUAAAUGAAAUUCUAAACGGAAUGGACUCCAUGUACGAGUCUUACCUAAUGAAAAGGAACUCCCUGGACCUCACACACGAGCCCAAGAAUUUUACGGAUCUUAAGUUCCCGCUUCACGAGCCUAACACUUUCCAAACAAAAGCCGCCGAGAAGAGCAGAGAAUCCAAGAGCGAGCUGGACGCCUUCAGAGACAUCAUCGACAUCUCCGAAGACCUGAAGAACCUGUGUGUGUUCCACGUCAACAAGCCUGGCUGGGACUCCGCCGCCACAGACCCCCACAGCAGGAGUCCGACGCCCCGGGAAGGAGCCGACGUCGAGACUUCCUUCCCGGACUUCUACGAGAGUGACGGCGCGACCCCGGAGGCUGAGGUGAAGGAGUUUGUCCCCGACGGCAAGCGACGGGACUCGCCCUCGCACGCCAGAGAUCCCUGUAGGAGGUCCUCGAGGGAGUGGGAAGGAGAGGCUGGUGUGGGCUCCUUCUUGGCCACUAUGAAGGAGGAGAACGUCCGCUGCUACAAAGUGACGCUGGAUUACCUGCAGAAGAUCUCAGCCUCGCAGGAAGACACGAGGGAACGCGGGAACACGGACUCGCACGGAGAUGACGUCAUCACCUUGCCAGCCAAUCAUCGACGUCAAACUGAGGAUAAGGUGAGUUCACCAGCUUGACUUGGCGCAGGUGGUAACAGCUGGUAACAAGUAUCCUUCAGGCAGAUGGUUGGAGCGGAGAAUCAGACCAGCUGGUUGUUGCAGAUGGUGUAAGAUAGUUACAAUCAUUUCCAUAGCUUUACCAAGCCCAGCUUUAAGUAUGUACCGAAAGUAAUGUUUAGAAAUAAACAUAAACAUUUAUAUUUCUACCAUUAUAUAUAUAUGCCAUUAAUAAGAAGCCAUAUUAAAGAUGAGAAUAAAAUAAAACACGAAUA